Molecule: messenger RNA, 2092 nt
Organism: Mercenaria mercenaria
Lineage: Eukaryota; Metazoa; Mollusca; Bivalvia; Venerida; Veneridae
Product: hydroxylysine kinase-like
Exons: 7
Coding region: 167-1363 (398 amino acids)
Molecular function (GO): amino acid kinase activity
Source: RefSeq, a predicted model, not a curated record
CUACUGCAGGUAUACACACACAAUUUCUGAAUAUACUUGUUUUUAGAUUUUGGAUUUUAUCGACCAAGUAAUUGGAUUUACCUGUAGUUAAACUUCUUGUAUACUGAUAUAUGACUCUACGGAUUAAAGCCACAUUGUCUGUUUGUAUGCUAGUCAAGAAUUAGACAUGGGCGAAUCAAUCAUCAAUGGGGAUACAAGGGCCAUGAUGCUUCAGGAUCCGGAAGAAGAUGUUAGACCUCGUGUCAGCAAACAUCAUAUCCCUGAACUUGUUUACAGACUCUACGGAUUACAGGUUGACGAAAUCAAAGAUUUGCCAUGUUAUGAUGACCUUAACUUUUACGUACAUGCAAAAGACACUUGCGAAAACAAACAUAUAACAUCUGUGAAUAAACAUGGCUAUGUACUUAAAGUCUUAAAAUCACUAUUGUCAACCAAACCGGAUAUUGUCGGCAAGUAUUUUAUAGAUGCUCAACACGCGUUAUGCCAAUACAUUCGAGAGCAAGGCGUAGCAACACAAAUACCCAUUCCUAACAGAGAGGGUCUUGAGUGGAGUUUGGAAACGUUUGCUGAAAAUAAACACGAUAAAACUGUAAGGAAUGGACCUUACCUAGUUAGAUUACUGACCUUUAUUCCUGGUAAACUAUUCAGAGAGACUCCGUAUGUGCCUGGUUCCUUCUACAAUGUUGGUAAAUUCCUCGGCAGACUCCACAAAGCAAUGACUGGAUUUCAUCAUAGCUUCUAUGAUGUCUUUACAACCAUUUGGAGCUUAGAAGAAGCACCAGUUGUGAGAAAGUUUCUGACAGCAGUUCCUUGCAAAGAAGACGUAACCAUUGUUGAGGAAGUAAUUACAGCAUUUGAAAACCAUGUUUUUCCUAACUUCAACAAAUUUACAAGAGGUAUAAUCCAUGGUGACGUGAACGAACAAAAUACUAUUAUGUGUGAAGUGCCAGGACAAGAUAAUAUACCAUCUGAUGAACAUGUACAUGAUGUCUGUGCAUUGCUAGAUUUUGCCGAUGUCACUGAUUCAUACUUGGUGUUUGACGUCGCUAUUUGUAUAGCUUAUUUAAGCAUAGAGUGUCCUGAUGAACGCCAGGCAGAUGUUGGUGGUCAUAUACUCGCUGGAUACUACAAGUCAUACUCGCUUAACGAAGACGAAUUCGAGGCUUUAAAAGUACUAAUUUGUGCCCGGCUUUGUCAGUCUCUUGUUUACAGCGCUCACUCAUACGCACAACAGCCAGGAAAUGAGUACAUUUUGGUGACCGCAAAACGAGGAUGGCCAUUAUUGUAUAAAUUAUGGCAAAUACCCAGCGUUAAGCUAUACUCAAAUUGGAAAGCAAUGAUAAAACUGUAUGAAAAGGAGUAAUGGAUGAGACUAGUAAAAAUAGUAUUAUGUUUGCAUAGGUUUCAAAAGAUAACUGUUCGAUUAGACAACCAAUAAAUUGUCACUUUUAUGUGAAAAGAGAUGUUUUUCUAGACGAAAUAGAGGAGAUAAAAUGUACAAUUAUGUAUAAAGUAAACUAUUUUUACGAAUGACGAGUAGAAAGUGUCAUUGCAAUAGUAGAGGUCGGAGCUAUUGACUCAGGUAAAACGUACAUCACUUUAUACAAGCAACAUUUGGAAUAUGCAUUCAUUUAUUUUGGGGAUAGGGCUGGAUUAGAUAUGAUUAUACAAUAGGAAAUGGAGUUUAUUUUCCAUAUAAGCUGUACAGCUACCCUCUAGAUGGACAUUUGUUGCAGGUCUUCGGACAAAAUGAGACAGAUGCUGCAGGAUCGAUGCAAGCAUUAUACCCGAUAGACAGAAACUGUGAACAUUGUGGCUUAUCGGUACAAUCUGCAAUUAAGAAAGAAUGAAUUGGGUGAAACAAUAAAUUAGAUAUCACCAAAGAAGGACUUCGCCGAAACCGUAUAUUAUGUACUUAAACGCUUUAAAAACGGAACAAUUCUUGGCGUUCAUCCAAAAAGAAAAAUAUGAACAUUUGUCGAUUUGAUAAUAUUUCUGAAAACAAGAUAGAUCUUACCUCUUAACUAUAAUUUCUGAUAUUCAGUUUUGAAAUCGUUCAUGCGUAAAAACUGAGUAAACAAUUUAGAGCUUA